Molecule: messenger RNA, 288 nt
Organism: Cylindrotheca closterium
Lineage: Eukaryota; Bacillariophyta; Bacillariophyceae; Bacillariales; Bacillariaceae
Source: the annotation of a GenBank genome assembly
GCGAAAACACCGCACAACGAGGAAAUUGGCAAAUCCUCUGUUGUUUCCUUGCUGCACCAACCACUUUCUUCACCAAUUUUACAAAGGGAAUACCCCUCCCUAUCGUCCCGUUAUUUUCGCUUCCAACAUCAUAUCGUACCAGAGCAAGUAAAACACACGAGGUGGCUCGUAACAGAGUCGUUCACUCCUUCUGGAGACGCUUCGAAGCUAUCGCACCACUCUAACAAUCGCAAGAGUCGCAACCAGAACAAGCAACUCUUUUGGAAUCAUCGCUCAUUGAAACGGUGA